Prunus dulcis (almond) is the source of this 2112-nucleotide messenger RNA. Its product is annotated as zinc finger CCCH domain-containing protein 63. The transcript is spliced from 9 exons. Gene Ontology annotation, molecular function: metal ion binding; protein binding. Bases 368 to 1669 code for a protein of 433 amino acids. The record is from RefSeq and is a predicted model, not a curated record. NCBI's taxonomy places the organism in Eukaryota, Viridiplantae, Streptophyta, Magnoliopsida, Rosales, Rosaceae.
UACACAUGACGCAAUUCCAGUUUUGUACAUCGCCUCCCUCCCUACCCAGAGGGAGAGAGACUGAACAGACUGAGAGACAGAAGAGAGUCGCAACUCAAAACCCCUCCUCCAAAUUACGAUAAUUAAAUUAGGGUUUGUGAAAUUCAAAUCUCCCAAUCCCUCACCCACAGAGAGAGAGAGAGAGAGAGAGAGAGAGAGAGAGAGAGGAAUUUUGGGUUUCCGAUUCUCUCCAACUCCAUUAUCAGAUUCCAAUCGACCAAUCCAUCCAAUCAAUAUUGAAAAUCUUUAAACAACACACACACAAAAAGGGGGAAAAUCGAAGCUUUGAGUUCAAGUCUAGCUACAGAGAGAUUCAAAUUCGUAGCUAAUGGAUGUAGAUGGAGGGGGCAACAAACGGGUCUUCCACAGAUUAGGCGGCCCCCAAUCCGACCCAUCCAAGAACCAGAAGGUAUGCUUCCAUUGGAGGGCAGGCAAGUGCAAUCGGCACCCUUGCCCUUUCCUCCACAGAGAGCUACCGCCACCACCGUCACAACAAGGUCUCAACGGAACGGCGUCGUCUAAGCGCCAUCACGCCUUUGCUGCUGCCACCGACGGUCCAUCGGCCCGGAACCGGGGUCCAAAUAACUUCAAUGGCGGGGCUUCUUCGACGUGGGGCCGCACUGGAGGGACUAGGGUCUUUGUUAGGAAGAUGGAGAAAGUCUGUAAUUAUUGGGUUCAGGGGAAUUGUAGCUAUGGGGAUAAGUGUAAGUUCUUGCAUUGUUGGAGUAUGGGGGAUAGCUUCAGCUUAUUGACACAGCUUGAUGGGCAUCAGAAGGUCGUUAGUGGGAUUGCACUGCCGUCUGGCUCUGAUAAGCUUUAUACUGGGAGUAAGGAUCAGACUGUGAGGGUUUGGGAUUGCCAAUCUGGUCAGUGCCUGGGAGUAAUUAGUCUUGGCGGUGAAGUAGGUUGUAUGAUCAGUGAAGGUCCUUGGGUAUUUGUUGGUAUACCAGAUGUUGUAAAGGCAUGGAACACCCAAACUAACUCUGAACUGAGUCUUAGUGGGCCUGUAGGACAAGUUUAUGCCCUGGUUGUGGGUAAUGAUUUGCUCUUUGCUGGUACGCAGGAUGGUUCUAUAUUGGCAUGGAAAUUUAAUGCCGUUACUAAUUGCUUCGAACCAGCUGCAUCGUUGAAAGGUCACACUCUUGCAGUUGUUUCAUUAGUAGUUGGAGCAAAUAGGCUUUACUCUGGUUCAAUGGACCAUUCUAUAAGGGUUUGGAGCCUGGAAACAUUGCAGUGUAUACAAACACUAACAGAGCAUACUUCAGUUGUGAUGUCUGUUCUUUGCUGGGAUCAGUUUCUUUUAUCAUGUUCUUUGGAUCAACAAUUAAAGGUCUGGGUUGCUACUCAAAGUGGAAACUUGGAAGUAACAUAUACUCACAAGGAAGAACAUGGUUUGAUUACACUGUGCGGGAUGCAUGAUUCAGAAGCCAAGCCCGUCUUGCUGUGCGCUUGCAAUGACAACACUGUCCGCGUCUAUGAUUUGCCAGCGUUUUCCGAGAGGGGUAAAAUUUUUUCAAAAGAGGAGAUAAGAUCAAUCCAGGUCGGCCCUGGUGGCUUGUUUUUCACGGGUGAUGGAACCGGUCAAGUGAAAGUAUGGAAAUGGGUGGCUGAUCCGGCUCCAACUGCCUAAGGAGGGAGAUUAUUUAUACGGGCCACAAUGUAUUAUUAAUUUUUUUUUCUUUCUUGAUUUUCAUUUUUAUGGGGUUCAUUUGUAAGUGUAGGUCCGAGGAAGAGAUUAUGCUUCUUUUUUAUUUUCUUUUUUGGGGUCAGACUGAUAUGAUGGGUUGGAGAGCUUUUGGAUUUAUAGAGGUAGGAGUUAGUCGCAUCAGCAGCAGCACUGUUCGCAGUCCGCCCUUUACUGUGUGCCAUGGACGUAAAGAAAGCAUCUUGGCCCAUGCAAAGUUGCGACUGACUGCGGGACAAAUCUCCCUAGAGAGCGAGCUUUAUGGAUCAUCUGUAUGCGUUAAUGUUUUAGACUUUGGAGUGUAAACGCAGGACAAAUUUUUCUCUGGUCGUCUUUUAAGAAAAAAUAAAUAAAUAAAAGUUAGCACAUUGACAAGUCCAUUUUACUUC